Molecule: messenger RNA, 429 nt
Organism: Anisakis simplex (herring worm)
Lineage: Eukaryota; Metazoa; Nematoda; Chromadorea; Rhabditida; Anisakidae
Source: the annotation of a GenBank genome assembly
AUGUGUCGUUUUUGUGAACCGUCAAAAUCGGAGGAGACUAAUCCGGGUGUUUGUUUAGCCAAGCGGCCUCGUAAUCUCGCGUGGAAUUUUAUGGAGCAGUUCCCAAAAUGGAUACGAAAGGAACUGUUGUUAGCGUAUCGUCAAAAUGGUCUCAAGUCAUUAUUCGAAUGGCAAAUGGAACUACUCUCAAAAAGUGAGCUACGAGAACCUGAAUAUGCAAAUUUACUUUAUUCAGCUCCAACAAGUUCUGGUAAAACGUUGAUAGCUGAGCUGAUAGCGGUGAACACAGUGUUAAGUGCUCACAAAAAAGCACUCUUCAUAUAUCCAUAUAUAUCGGUUGCACGUGAAAAAUUCAUCUCUUUACAGGUAAACCUACCACUUGAUUAUCGUAUCAUUCUUUUUAUGUUCACAUAUCGUUAUACCUAUUAA